UUACCCUCUCCAGCCCCACCCCUACCUUGUUGUAGAGCCAGAAAACUUAAGCUUUUCCUGCUGCUUUUUCCCCAACUGACGAAGUUUGACCGCUUUUUGCUAUUUGAGCUUAUACUAGAAGAAGUGGGGGAAAUCAUAUUAAAAAACACAAGAUGAAUGUUUGCUUUUUCACCUUUGCCCCAUCUUGUCCCAAGACGGGAAAAGAAGGUCUGAGAGCUAGAUUCCUAGAGGUACUGGUGUAGGAAGAAUGCUUAGUGCGACGAAAGGAGGCGCCAUACUCGGUCUGAAGCCGGGAAAGUGGGGCGGGGGUAAAGUCGGAGUGCUCGGGCGGCGGACUCACCUCACCCUGAAGCACGAUUGCGCAGGCGUUUCAGCGCGGGGAAUCCUGGGCAGAUUUCUCUGCAGGACCCCAGGAAUCUUGUGAAGAUGACUUUAGAGGAGAGAGAGGGAUGCGUUUGGCUACUCGUGCUUAGCUCUGUGUUUGUGUGUAAUCUACUUAAGCUUCUCCUCCCCUCCUUCUCUUCUGUCAUAUCCAAGUUACUACAAAAGGAUGUAGACCAAGAGUCCCAGAUGAGAGCAGAAAUACAAACCAUGAAACAAGAUCUUUCAGCUAUUAGUAUGAUGGAUGAAUUUGCCAGAUAUGCCAGACUAGAACGAAAGAUUAAUAAAAUGACUGAUAAGCUUAAAACUCAUGUGAAAGCACGAACAGCUCAAUUAGCCAAAAUUAAAUGGGUCAUAAACAUUGUUUUUUAUAUAUUGCAGGCUUUAUUAAUGAUCUCACUUAUUUGGAAGUAUUAUUCGGAUCCUGUGACUGUGCUACCAAGUAAAUGGAUAGCUCCAUUAGAACGGUUAGUGGCAUUUCCUACUGGAGUAGCAGGUGGUGUCGGAAUUACUUGUUGGCUUGUCGUUUGUAAUAAAGUUGUGGCUAUCAUGCUUCAUCCUUUUAGCUGAAAAGAAGAAUGAACUCCAGGACUUUAAAUUACUUUUCCACUAUCAGAAUUAAGAAUCUAGUUUAAAGUUUUUCUUUCUACAAUAUACCUUUUUCUGGAACGUAGGUAUACCAAGGCUAAGAAAAAAUUGUUUAUUAUUGUUAUAAUUGAACCAGAAACAUUUUGGUCUGAAUAUACAUACAUAUCAUAAAUUCAAUGCUAAUUUGUUUUCUUUAAUAAUGGUGGCAUUUAUGAGAUAUUUAAUAUAAUCUAGGAUUAUUUUUUUUUAGUAAGCACUGUCAGAAAACUAGGUGUUUUUAAAUUGCCAUAAAAGUACUAUAAAGUGUUAUUUUAAAUCCUGAUUUGCUAAAGGAAAUAACUUUAAUAACACCAGUACUAAAAUGUGACUUUUUUUUAGUCUGGUUCUACAAAAUAUAUUCACUAAUACUGAAAGCAUUCUUAUUAUUGCCAAAACUCCACUUUCUUUUGUGAUAGUUGUUGGUGUUAAAUCUUUAUCUGUCUUUUCUCUAAGGCUAAACUGUAGAUUAACUAUAAGUCUAGCUUAUUGUUAAAAAAAAAAAGUUAGAUUUUCAUUUUUUUAUAAAUGUUUGCUAUGUUUUGUGCAUGAACUGCUUUUGUAUGUGAAACUUAUGAAAUUUACCUUAAUAUUUAGACUGAAUUUAAUAUUUAUGCUCAUGAAAUGGCCUUGUUCUGUUAAAAAAAAGUUAAUUGAAAUCUGAUUAAAUUAUUAUUUAUAUCAGAUUCCAUUUGAACUGUCUAUAAAACAACAUUGUGUUAAACCUGUAUUAUUGGCUUAAUAGUAACUAAAAAGCUUUUUUCAAAGGUUUGUAGUAGUUUUUACUUAACCAACAUUUGUUCAUUAUGCUAAAUCACUGUAGGCAUAUAGCUUGCCUUUAUGUGGGGUUACAUAGUUCACAGAGCACUUUCUUUACAAAAACUCUAUGAUAUAAUGCAAAUAUUAUUGUCUUCAUUUUACAGGUGAGUAGAAUAAGGUUUAGGGAAGUUAAAUUUGUUAAUAAAUGUUGGAAUUGGAUUUGAACCCAAAUGAUCUGAACAUUUAAAUUCAUUUUACAAUACUAGAAUGCUUUUAGUUUUAGAUUGCCAGUCAAAACAUUUUUAUUAAAUGCUUACCAUGAAUCAGGAAUUAUGAUAAGUACUGAGAAUAUAAAAGAAAGCAAAAACAAUCCCUGCAUUAAAGGAUCUCAUUCAUUUUAAAGAGAUAUAACUCCAUGCUCAUGUGGAAGGGACAACAUGAAACUAGGUACACACAAAAGAGAUACAGGUUAGAUGAGAGAUAAUCUGAAAAGGGAAUAAUAACAGUUGAGAUAACCAAAAAAAAGUACCCUAUAGAAGGUGGAAUUUGAGCUGAGUCUUGCUAGAAGCCAGGGAAGGUAAAACAAGAUGAAAGUUCAGGGCAUUCCAGGCAUGAGGGACAGGCAAUGCAAAGGCAUAGAUAGAAAAUGGGAGUUAGUGUGUCAUUUUCAAGUAGUCUGGUAUAGUUAGAUUGUAUAGUGGUUGGAGGGGAACAAAAUAUGAGAAGGCCAGAAAUAGAGAGAGGGGCCUCAUUAUUGGGAGCUUUAAAAUGCCAAAGGGAGUUAAUUGUAUUUUGUUAGAAUUCUUACAAAGUGCUAGGUCACUGGAAUUGAUAGAGACAAUAAUUAUCUAAUUUAGCAUGGUACUUAACAGUUCUCUAGUUCACUAAUGAAUUUAGUAUUUACUCGAAUUCAUACCUUUCACACCUUUAAGAUUGACAUUUUUAAGAGAGCAUGUAUAAGUUAGGAACCUCAACCAGGAUGGAGUCUAGGAGAUUCACAAGUCAGAAGCCCACAAGCCCACUCUCGGGGGAGGAGUCAGAUUCAUUCCAACUUCCACCUUUAUGUUGGCUGGAGAUUCAGAGGUUACUAGAAGCAGAAGCUGGAAGAGACAAAGGACUAGUGGCAAGAGCUCUCGGAACCAAGGAGACAGAUAGGCCUCCAAGAAAGCUAAUCAGGCAAUUUUGAAGGAGACAAUAAAGGAUUUGGAUUCAACUCCUGGCUGCAUAUGGUGUGAUUACACUGAACUGAAACUAAGGCUGCCUCCAGAAGCCCCCUAAGAAACCUGCUCCCAGAGAACAUUACAGUAUUUGAUCCUGGAAGAAAUAGAAAGCCACUGGAGAUCAUUAAUUGUAGGGAAAAGGAUGAGGGACAAAAGGAAUUGGGAUGGGGAAGUUCUAUAACAUGAUCAGAUCUGUGCUUUAGAAAAAAUCACCUUUUUAUCUGAAGGGAGAUUAGAUUAAAGUGGAAAAAGACAUUAGGCAGAAAUAGCAAUUAGAAGGUUAUUGGAAUAAUACAUUGGUGAAGGCCUGAAAUUUGGUUGUAACUGUAUGAGUGGAGAGAAGAUCCAAUUUGUUCCAAUCUUUUUAUUUCUCUUAUGAUGAAUGCUGCCAUAUCUUAUCUACUCCACAAACACAUCUGAGAUUGUGAUGUCCAAAUUUGGUGGCUCUACCAUUGGUGAGAAAAUAGUUUGUUAUAAAAGUCUUUGCCAGGCUUUUGCAUUUUUCUUGUGCUGUUCUUAUAUUUUUAUCCUUGUUAGUCCUCAAAGUGUUCUGUUCACUUGGAUCUCUUGCCAAAUUCACUUUAAACUGGUUUUAUCCUUUACUACUUCUCUUUGCUUUUAUGAAUCAGUACUGCUUUUAAUCCAUCAUCCUUCACAAGAUUUCAUGUCUGAGUUCAUAUCAUACACUAUCAUUAACUUUGGCCACCAUCUCUGUCUACAUGAUAAAUAAAACCUUGUUGAUUAAAACAUC
Messenger RNA from Sarcophilus harrisii (Tasmanian devil), 3735 nucleotides. It is a transcript of the gene GET1, whose product is annotated as guided entry of tail-anchored proteins factor 1. Lineage: Eukaryota; Metazoa; Chordata; Mammalia; Dasyuromorphia; Dasyuridae. The record is from RefSeq and is a predicted model, not a curated record. The transcript is spliced from 5 exons. The coding region runs from base 427 to 951 and encodes 174 amino acids. Gene Ontology annotation, biological process: tail-anchored membrane protein insertion into ER membrane.